This is a messenger RNA of Rotaria sp. Silwood1, 2280 nucleotides long. Lineage: Eukaryota; Metazoa; Rotifera; Eurotatoria; Philodinida; Philodinidae. The record is from the annotation of a GenBank genome assembly.
AUGGAAAGUACUCCAGCAAUGACUACUUCUACAGCACCUAUUGGUUCUACAACAAUGGAUAUAACUGCGUUACAGACAGUCUUCCCAACGACCACUGCUUCUACAGACAUGGAUACGAGUUUGACAACGCUAGACUCUACAGAAGCCAAUGGUUCCAUAACCAUAGAUACGACUAAAACAACACUAGGCUCCACAGUGACCAGUGGUUCUGCAAGCAUGGAUACGACUACAACAGCACCAGACUCUGAAGCAACCAGUGAAUUCACAAGCAGAGAUACGAUUACAACAAUGCUAGGCUCCACACAGCUUAGUGGAUAUCCAAACGUAUCAACUCUCGGUGCUGCAUUUCGACGUGGCAUCGGUGGCCAAGUUGUCGAUACUUUCGAUAUAGACAAUGCGGCCAAGUCAAACGUCUCAGCAGCAGCUAUUAUCAGCAAUCAAGCUUUAAAUGGUGCUACAUCUCUCAAUAUGCUCAUCAUUGAUAAACCUACAACAUAUAGACAAGCGAUCACAGUGGACACUUUGCGUCGGAAUGACACAAAUUCAUCUGUUAUUGCCGAAAAUCUUUCAUUAUAUAUAAGUUCAAUUACGAAUUCGAAUACAACAUCCAAUUCAUCAAAUACUCUCACUGUUAAUGAAAUUGAUACCCUUAUAUCCAGAAUAAAUGAUACUAAUAUAACAAAAAAUACUGCUGAUUCAAUCCUUGUUGCACAACAACCCAAUCAAGGAGACAAUAUAAUCGUGUUAGGUGCUUCAUUUACACGUGGUGUUGGGGGCAAAGUUGUUAAUACUGCAAAUAAAGAGAACGUAACCAACUCACAUUUAUCAACCGCAGCUAUUAUUAGCAAUCAAUCCCUAACUGGUGUCAUAUCUCUCAAUAUGCUCAUUAUUGAUAAACCUACAACAUAUGAAAAUAUAGAUAAUUCAACGAAUAAAACUCUUGCAUCAUCAGUUAUUGUCAUGUCAAUCCGAAGAGAUAGUUCUGCAUCUGUCCCGAUGAAUAUUUCUCUUUAUUUUCAAGUUUUAAAUGAAUAUAAACCCAAUUUAAGCGCCGAUUACUUUUGUUCAUUUUAUGAUACAACUAAUUUCACAUGGAAUGAAUUUGGUUGUACGAAACCUCAAUAUAGUCCAACAUUUGAUCGAUAUGAAUGUAAUUGUAACCAUACAACUUCAUUUGCUCUUAUUUGGUUACCAAAAGUACCUCUUACACGUUAUCUUAAUGCACAAGACAUUGCAUCUCUUGUAUUUCAAUCAAUAUCAAUUUGUUGCUUUUUAGCUAUUAUUAUUCAUGCUAUUGUUAUACGAAUUCGAGAUUCAAAAAUGAGCUUACGGACAUAUGAUUUACCACCAUUAAUCUCAUGUGGAACAACAAUGAUUCUGUUUGUUUUUUAUAUUGCUCUAGCAAUGACAGUUUAUACGAAAGAAACAUAUGAUGAUGAAAAUCAAUGUUUUCUAAGUUCAAGUGUAUUGAUGUUUUUUGUUUAUUUCUUUUUAAUUUUCAUGCUUUGCACCAAAACAAGUGUGGCAUAUUUUGAUUAUCUACGUUUCGUUUAUUUAUUUCCUCCACCACCAUAUCAGCAAUUAUUAACAAUGCUGGUAGUAUCAUUUUUCGUUUCUAUUACAUGGGUUGCUUUUGCAGCUGGCUUUAAUUCUAGUUCAUCAUUUCAUAUUACACAAUUAUAUCCAUAUAAACUCUGUUGGUUUACUCGUCCAGCUAUUUAUUAUUUUCUAACCAUACCUGUUGGUCUUUUUCUCAUAAUUAAUAUAUUUAUAUUUAUUCGUGUAGCUCAACGUAUGGUAAGUCAUGCUCGAAAUGCAACAGUACAUCACGGUUCAUUUGAAAGAAGAAAACAAUGCGUAAUCCUUUUACUUUUUUCAUGUGCAACUCAAGGUAUUGGUUGGCUUUUUGGUCCAUUUUUGACAAUUGCUACUCCAGAAGCGGCGAAUGUUUUAGGAUGGUUUUUUAUUAUAUUUAAUGGAUUAGAAGGUUUAUGGGUGAUAAUUCUUUAUGCAAUAAUUCGAUUAGAACGAAUAGGCGAACAAAUACGUAUUCUACCUGCUGAAGAAAUAAGGAAAUCGCGAACAUCAAAAUUAACAACUAGUAAAGAUAAAAAAUCUUUUGAAGAAGAAAAUGAAAAAGAAGAUCGUCGCAUUACAAGAGACACUGAAGUUAGAUACCAGAAUAGACGAAAACAAACUUCACGCUCCUUUGAUGACUUUCGUGAUAUCGUAAUGAUGGACCCUGAUGUUGAUGAUCAUAGUGAAACAUCAUUCUGUUGA